This is a messenger RNA of Nasonia vitripennis (jewel wasp), 3547 nucleotides long. It is a transcript of the gene Prps, whose product is annotated as ribose-phosphate pyrophosphokinase 1. Gene Ontology annotation, molecular function: ribose phosphate diphosphokinase activity; magnesium ion binding. The record is from RefSeq and is a predicted model, not a curated record. Gene Ontology annotation, cellular component: cytoplasm; ribose phosphate diphosphokinase complex. The transcript is spliced from 6 exons. Bases 562 to 1656 code for a protein of 364 amino acids. Lineage: Eukaryota; Metazoa; Arthropoda; Insecta; Hymenoptera; Pteromalidae. Gene Ontology annotation, biological process: ribonucleoside monophosphate biosynthetic process; purine nucleotide biosynthetic process; 5-phosphoribose 1-diphosphate biosynthetic process.
AGUGCGCCGUAGGGAGUAGCGCCUGCUGGAGACUCGCGGAGAGUAGGGAGACGGUCGGUGCGUGCGGAAGAAGAAGGAGAGGGCCUCUCUCACGUCUCUCUCGCGCGACUUGGUUAUGCGCGCGGCGCGAGCAGGCUCUCGGGCCUGACGGCUAGCAGCAGCAGCGGUCGCUGGCACUGGCGCCUCACUGACAUCGUCCUCGCCGUCCUGGCGCGGCUUCGGCUGACGCGCGCUGCACCACACUCCCCGCACGCGUUUCCUCGUCGAGAUAUCCGAUCGGGAGCUUACAGACUAGAUCGCGCGGCUAAGCGGCUAAGCGGCUUGCGCGGGACGAGAGUCAAGACUCGAGAUUCGAGAAUCAGCACGGGCCGCGCGCACGAACUCGCUCUGUGUGUGUGUAUGUGUGUCUUUCUCUCUCUCUCUCUCUCUCUCUCUCUCUCUCUCUCUCUCUCUCUCUCGCGCGCGCGCGCGCGCGUAUGUGAGCAAUAUAUAUAAACACGUUUCGCGUUUUCGCUCCGUCUCUGUCUCUCCGCUGACUUGCUGUGGGCUGGUGCGCGAGCGAUGCGCGACCAUAGCGACGACACGUGUGCGCAAAACUCUGCGUCAAAGAUGAUGCCCGUCUCGCAGCCAGUGCGUGCCAAGAGUUUGUUACGCGCAAACUUGGAGAAGCCUCGCAGUAGCGGCUACCUACAGAGCAGAAUGCCCAACAUUAAGGUCUUCAGCGGCACCUCGCACCCGGACCUUGCCCAGCGCAUCGUCGACAGGCUGGGCAUCGACAUCGGCAAGGUCGUCACCAAGAAAUUCAGCAACCUCGAGACAUGUGUGGAGAUAGGCGAAUCUGUCCGAGGAGAAGAUGUCUAUAUCAUUCAGAGUGGCAGUGGUGAAGUCAACGACAACCUCAUGGAGUUGUUGAUUAUGAUCAAUGCCUGCAAAAUUGCAUCUGCAUCCCGUGUCACUGCUGUCAUUCCUUGUUUCCCCUAUGCCCGACAGGACAAGAAGGAUAAGAGUCGAGCGCCCAUCUCGGCGAAGCUGGUGGCUAACAUGCUCUCGGUCGCCGGUGCCGAUCACAUCAUCACGAUGGACCUUCACGCCAGCCAGAUCCAGGGCUUCUUCGACAUUCCCGUGGACAACCUGUUCGCCGAGCCCGCCGUCCUCAAGUGGAUCAAGGAGAACAUACCCGAGUGGAGAAACAGCACCAUCGUCUCGCCCGAUGCCGGCGGCGCCAAGAGAGUGACGUCCAUUGCCGAUCGACUGAACGUCGACUUUGCUCUGAUCCACAAGGAGAGGAAGAAGGCCAACGAGGUGGCGAGCAUGGUACUAGUCGGUGACGUGAAGGACCGCGUGGCCAUCCUCGUCGACGACAUGGCCGACACCUGCGGUACCAUCUGUCACGCAGCCGACAAGCUCGUCGAGGCCGGCGCCCUCAAAGUCUACGCCAUCCUGACCCACGGAAUCUUCAGUGGCCCCGCCAUCAGCAGAAUCAACAACGCCUGCUUCGAGGCCGUUGUUGUCACCAACACCAUUCCCCAGGACGCACACAUGAAAGACUGCUCGAAAAUCCAGUGCAUUGAUGUAUCGAUGAUGUUUGCCGAGGCUGUCAGGAGGACCCACAAUGGAGAAUCUGUGUCGUAUUUGUUUUCGAAUGUACCGUAUUAAGAGCUGCUUCCUCGCGUCUGUUGGGUAGGCCACGUAAGAAGAAUGUAAUCGUGCGUUAUAGUGAUUUACUGCUACUAUCAGAUAAGGGUAGAAAAGGAGAGCGAGUGAGAAAAGAGAAAGAGAGGAAUUUGCCAGAGUGACUCGUUUCGAUGAUAGAAUCUUAACAAGUUGAAGAAUUCGAAACGUCCAUGACACCAGCAUAAAAAUAAUCCUAAUAUAUAAAUCGCGGCAACUUUCACUCUGAUUUUGUUAAAUCAAGAAGUCAGCGCACCAAAAUAUACCGCCGAUGCAUUAAAUAUCUUGCAGCUAGGAAUCAGCAAGCGUGUCUAGAUUUUUCCGACUCUGUAGAAUAUGUAGCGUACAGUUAAAUAUCAUAUCCGAUAACUAUAUACAUAAAUGAAUAGUGCAAAAUCGCGCUUUAUGACGUUUUAUUAUUAUUACUGAUGAGAAUCAAGCCGGGCGCGAUAUUGCAAAACUGCUAUGUUGUACAUCUUUUUUAUUUGCAUUUAACGAAUGACAAAAAUUAUGAGGUAAUCGACGUUUCUUAUAUUUUUGAAAAUAGAAGCAUAACGUGAAUCAGCAUAUGUUUUACCAUUAGGCACCUUUUUUUAUACAAAGCCAUUGAUAGCACUUGCAAAAAUGCAUGAGUUUUCCUACUUUUACGUUUGAUUAAAAUCUAAUUCUUGACCAUUUUCGAUACAUUUUUAUAUAGAUUGUUAUUUUGAGAUCAAUUUUUUGACGUUCAGAUGUUUUAUAUAAGGAGAUAAAAAACGGUUUAAUAAACUAUUUCUUUAAAAGGAUUGCGUUCUGACAAUUACUCGUUUUACAGUACUUCUUGUUUAAUGUAUUAAUCAUCAAUUUUUUAGGACUUUGAACCAAUAUUUGUACACAUACAAAAAGGUUACAUAAAUUUAUUAUGUGGAAGCAUUCAAUUAAAAAAAAUAUUGUUAACAUCUGUCUAUUACUAGCACUUUUUAUUAAUAGCACGCUUCUACAUGUGUUGUAAUUGAAGUUAUUAAACAAUUUUUUCUUUGUCAGAUCAGCAAUAUAAUGUAUGUCCUUUUAUUCAAUCAGAAAAAAUCUUUUAUUUAAUAAAAUUGUAUUAAAAAUGUAUGGAGUUACAAUGGUAAGUAAAAGACACCGAUUCAAUUUUAUUUCCUAAAUUAUAAGAUCUUCAUUUUUUCAAGUGACAUGAACUCGCAUAGCUAAAAUUGUAAUUAAUGGAUAUACCGUAUAGUAGAUUAAUUAUAGCAACGUAUAUAAAAUUUGUAUAUACAUAUACAUUCAAAAGCCAGUGAAUUUGGUGAGCAGGUCUCGAUGAUUUCGCUGAAGCUGGUCUUGAUCGACAAAAUUAAGUGGAAAUGAAACAAAUUAAAAAUGCCAUAGGAAGAUUCUUUCAAAUGUUUUAUUUUUUGUUUUUUGUUGAUCUAUUAAAGUACAAAAAAAUUAUAAAGCUAAGUAAAAUCGAGAUUAAAAUUAUAAAAAUAAAAAAACUAAUGGCACUUUGGAAUGCUCACAAUGUUACAACAAAACAUUUGUAAUGAAACUUAUUGUUUACCUCAGAGUACUAACAUUGUAAUUACAACUUAUGUAUGUUUUUUACUGUUACAAUUAAUGAAUAUCAAAUUUGAUAUUUUAUUUGUGGGAUUUACAUUAUUCUUUUUAGACAACCUGACCUGCCUUCUUCCUCAAAGUUGCAAACAUUUUAUAUAAUUAUUCUAUAUAUUUUUAUAAACAUAAAUUUUAAAGCUAAAUCGUUUUACGAUAAAUACAUUCUUUGCGCAUUAAAAGUAGCAGUGUAUGAAGUAGUACGAUAAAAAAAUAAAUAUUAGUUUAGAUACAAACUGCUGAAUACAAAACGUGUAUUAUCAAUAAAGCUACUAUAGACUAA